AAAAAAACCCCAGGACUGUGGCGAAUCUGCUCCUCUCAAUAUAAAGGUCCAGCUGAGGCAGACAUGAGAAAUCCGUCGCUUCCAGGCGGGCGCCAGUCUCCGUGGGAAAGGAAACCUGGAUAUUGCUGAGCAGUUCCAAGGCGGGUUUUCCUACGACCAUUUUAAAGUCCUUGGAAGGCGAGCUUUGAUUUUCAUCCAUGCGCCACGAUCGGCCAUCGUCAUCGAACAUGAACAAGUGGAUGCCCAUUGCCAAGGAGUAUGACCCGCUUAAAGCCGGCAGCAUCGAUGGCACCGACGAAGAACCACAUGACCGGGCAGUCUGGAGGGCAAUGCUGGCCCGCUACGUCCCCAACAAAGGCGUCACGGGAGAUCCCCUCCUCACCCUGUUUGUGGCAAGACUCAACCUGCAGACCAAAGAGGAGAAGUUAAAGGAGGUAUUUUCCCGAUACGGUGACAUCCGGCGGCUUCGGCUGGUUAGGGACUUGGUCACCGGCUUUUCAAAGGGCUACGCCUUCAUUGAAUACAAGGAUGAACGUUCCCUGUUGAAUGCUUACAGAGAUGCAGACGGCCUGGUCAUCGACCAGCAUGAGAUAUUUGUGGACUACGAGCUGGAAAGGACUCUCAAAGGGUGGAUUCCUCGGCGGCUUGGAGGAGGUCUCGGGGGGAAAAAGGAAUCUGGGCAGCUGAGAUUUGGGGGACGGGAUCGGCCUUUUCGAAAACCUAUUAAUUUGCCAGUUGUUAAAAAUGACCUGUACAGAGAGGGGAAAAGGGAAAGGAGGGAGCGGUCUCAGUCCCGGGAAAGACACUGGGACUCAAGACCGAGGGAUCGAGACCAUGACAGGGGCCGGGAGAAGCGGUGGCAGGAAAGAGAGCCAGCCAGGGCGUGGCCUGACAAUGACUGGGAGAGAGAGAGGGAUUUUAGAGACGACAGGCUCAAGGGCAGGGAGAAGAGGGACAGAAGUAAAUGGAGGCUCAACAGUAAACCAGAAGAUGAAGAGAAAGCCUAAGUGAUUUUCGUGGACUUUAUACAAAGUGUAAGUCCCAUGGUUGAAUAAACAUCACUGAUGUUAACAGGAUUUGGAGUAAUUUUUCUUUCCAAUCUGGAACCCAGGUUUAAGCUGAAUACACUGACUUUGUGAAUUUAUCUUCUUCAUUCUCUAUAUGAGCUUCCUGUGGCCACUGUGACGAAGUAUAACAAACUUUGGUGGCUUAAAACAACAAAUUUAUUCUCUCACAGCUCUGCAGGCCUGAAGUCCGAAAUCAAGGUGUUGGCAGGGCUGUGCUCCCUCCGGAGGCUCUACGGAGUCCCCUCUUGCCUCUCUUAGCUUCUAGCAGCUCCAGGAAACAAACGCCUGGUGUUCCUUGACUCGGAGGUGCAUCACUCCAGUCUCUGCAUCUGUGUUCACAUGGCCGUCUUCCCUGUGUUCAUCUUCCUUGUCUUUUCCUCUUACAAGGAUACCAGUCAUAAAGAGAUCAGGGCCCAGGCUACUCCAGUAAGACCUCACGUUAGCUAAUAACAUCUGCAAAUACGCUACUUCCAAAGGAGGUCAUGUUUACAGGUACCGGGGAUUAGAAUGGCAACGUAUCUUUCUGGGGGACAGUUCAACCCCUAACAAUCUGCUCCUAGUUUAUCCUGCAGACCUGUGCACGCAUGUGAAAGGGUGUAUUUACCUGCAGCAGUUUGUGACAGUAAAAGCGGAAUGAACUUACCUGCCCAUGAGUGGGAGGCUGGAUAAGCAUUAAUAAAUCAUACACCUAUAUGAUAGGCCAUGGUUUCUCAACUUUGGCACUGUUGGCAUCUGGGACCAGGUAGUUCUUUGCCGUGGGGGGCUGUCCUGUGCACUGUAGGGUGUUUAGCAGCAUCCCUAGCCUCCACUCACAGGAAACCAGUAGCACUCUCCUCUCCAGCUGCAAAAGCCAAAAAUGUCUCUACCCACUGCCAUCAAUUCUGACUCACAGUGACCCUGUAGGACAGAGGAGAACUGCCCCAUAGGGUUUCCAAGGAGGAGCUGCGGGAUUCGAACUGCUGAUCUGGUCUCUAGACACUGCCAAAUGACCCCUGGGAGGGCAAAAUUGCCCAGGAUUGAGAAACCACUACCUUACAUGCUGAUGGGAGUGAUCCUCAGGAUAUUUUAAGGGAAAAAAGAAAGGUACAGAACAGCACGUAUACAGUAUUCUGCCAUUUAUAUAUAAAGAAAUAAGGGGAGUGCUAGAAACAUAUAUAUACAUAUACAUACAUAUACACAUGUAUAUAUAUGUGUGUGUACAUUAUAUAUAUAUAUCAAAUAUUUUUAGAAAUAUAGUUAAGAAACUGGUAACACUGGUUACCUGUGGGAAGAGGGUGGAAGGGCGAUUUCUCAGUGUUAUUAAGGUUGUGUGUCAACUUGGCUGGGCUAUGACUUUCAGUGGUUCGGCAGUUAGGAUGUAUGUAGUCUGGCAGUCGUAUAAUGAGGUAAUCACCUGCAUGUGAGACUGGAUGUAAUGUGAUCACCUCCACGAUGGGAUCUGCUGCGAGGAGCCAGCCAGUUGAAAGGGUGUUUCCUUGGGGGUGUGGCCUGCAUCCAACAUAGGUGGACUUUGUUGCAAGCCUGGUGGGGUUUUGCUUGCUCUGGAUCCUGCAGCUGGCUCUUAUUCACUGACCUCCGCUUCUUUGGACUUGAGCUAGCAGCUUACCUGUAGAUCUUGGGAUUUGUGAGCCUCCAGAGCCUGUGAGCCAGAGGCCUGUUGUCUGGCAACCUUGGGUUCACUAACUCCUGUCGCUCCAUGAGUCAGGAGAGGCUUCCAGCCUGACUGGCUGACUUGGGACUUUCCAGCCUCUACAACAGCAUGAGCCAUUUCCUUGAUAAAAAUCUCCCUCUCUCUCUCUCUCUCUCUCGCUAUACACACACACUUCACUGGUUUUGCUUCUCUGGAGAACUCAGUGUAAGACACUCAGCAUACAUGUUUUUAUUCUAAGAAUACUAAUUCUGCACAACUGGAGGUGAGGACAGUUGCUGUAAAGCAACAUCACCAUCCUAACUGAUCAUUUUGUCAGCAACAUGGAAAUGCGCUGUAUUGUAGAUUCUGUAAAUGGUCUGAUGGCUUUUAGCAAACAAUAGAAAAAAUAUACAAAGCAGCCCCGUCACAUGGACCUGAGUGCUUUUGUAGGAAACGCCACCUCUGCGGUCUGUGAACUUCCAGCUCUGCUGGUGGAGAGAAAGAGUGUUGUGUGGGCAAACCCCCAAGUCAUGGGUUGCAGACAGGACCAUGAGCUGGCCAGCCACGAGGUCCUCAAGCCAACUUCCACCCGCUGCCCUUCUCGGUCAAGUCUUCCCCCCAUCCACCGUCCUGCAUCCCCUAGGUGCCCUCACUCCGUUCCCAGUCUGCUUUGGCACAUUUGUCUUCUUAGCAGGGGACUACGUGAUAUUAAAAAAAAAAAACUCAGCUGCCAUCGAGUCGAUUACAACUCAUGGCAACCCCAUGUGUAUCAGAGUACAACUGUACUCCAGAGGGUUUUCAAUGGCUAAUAUUUUGGAAGCAGAUUGCCAGGGCUUUCCUCCGAGGUGCCUCUGGGUGGACUCGAUCCGCCAACCUUUCAAUUAGCAGCUGAGUGCCUUAACUAUUGCACCACCCAUAGUGAAUGCUAAAAGGAAAAAAGAUGCCGGGGGGAAAAAAUCCACACGAGAUAUUACAACAUCUCAUCC
Loxodonta africana (African savanna elephant) is the source of this 3683-nucleotide messenger RNA. RefSeq names its product small nuclear ribonucleoprotein U11/U12 subunit 35 (gene SNRNP35). NCBI's taxonomy places the organism in Eukaryota, Metazoa, Chordata, Mammalia, Proboscidea, Elephantidae. Gene Ontology annotation, biological process: mRNA splicing, via spliceosome. The record is from RefSeq and is a predicted model, not a curated record. Gene Ontology annotation, cellular component: precatalytic spliceosome; U12-type spliceosomal complex. The transcript has 3 exons. Bases 198 to 1007 code for a protein of 269 amino acids. Gene Ontology annotation, molecular function: snRNA binding; mRNA binding.